This is a messenger RNA of Caenorhabditis bovis, 264 nucleotides long. NCBI's taxonomy places the organism in Eukaryota, Metazoa, Nematoda, Chromadorea, Rhabditida, Rhabditidae. The record is from the annotation of a GenBank genome assembly.
AUGCAGUCUCGAUUUGCGGUCAACAUUCUUGUUGUUUUCUUGGCGAUUCUUUGCCUCAACUUCCACGUGGAAGCCAGCCCACGCCAACAGAUGAGAUACAGUAAUGGAUUGCCGGCGUAUGCACCACACGCAUUGUAUCGAUUCUACCAAUCGAGACAAUUCGCCCCGUUGCCGUUACAAAAACGAAACAAUGCUGAAGUUGUGAAUCACAUCCUGAAGAACUUCGGUACUUUGGACAGACUUGGCGAUGUCGGAAGGAAAUAA